AUGUCAUCGUCAGAAGAACAAUUAAUAAAUUCAAUCAAAGAAUUAAAUUUACCAUUUCCAUAUAGAUGUACGAUUGAAUAUUACAAGUUGUCAAUGACAGAUACUGUUGUUAGACCACUCAUUGUGGUUGGUGUAGAUCGUAGUCUAUCAGAACAAGAAAGAUCAUUGGUACCAAGAUCUAUUGAUGGAAUCACUGUUCAAAUGGAAUAUACUACCAUUGUAGAUCCUUCUCCCGCUCAAUUACUUGCAAGACAACAACAACAAAAAGAUCAAAAAGAUAAUGGUGUAGUUGAUAUUCUAGAAGAACAAGAUAUGGAAGAUGAUGAUGAUGAUGAUGAUGAUGAUGAAGAAGAUGAAGAAGAUGAAAUGGAUGAAUAA
Molecule: messenger RNA, 378 nt
Organism: Cavenderia fasciculata
Lineage: Eukaryota; Evosea; Eumycetozoa; Acytosteliales; Cavenderiaceae
Exons: 1
Coding region: 1-378 (125 amino acids)
Source: RefSeq, a predicted model, not a curated record